This is a messenger RNA of Pochonia chlamydosporia 170, 546 nucleotides long. RefSeq lists its product as hypothetical. Lineage: Eukaryota; Fungi; Ascomycota; Sordariomycetes; Hypocreales; Clavicipitaceae. The record is from RefSeq and is a predicted model, not a curated record. The transcript has 2 exons. The coding region runs from base 1 to 546 and encodes 181 amino acids.
AUGUUCCAUAUUCCGGUUAUUGGAAUCGUGUUCAAGUUAUGCUCUCCUGACGUACCUGCUAUCUGGAACACGGUCUACGAUAUAUCAGAAAAGAUUGAAGUUGUAGCUUUCUUUCUCCAAGAGAUUAUUAUCUCCAGUCUCUAUGUUUUUGAGACGAGGAAAAUGCUAAGACCCCAAGAGUCCAUCAAAGCAGAACAAUCUCGCCGCGUACUCAAACAUUUAAUCUACGUCAAUAUCCUGCUUAUUGUGUUGGAUAUUGUCAUGAUAGCUACCGAAUUUAACGAUUGGUGGCACGUACAAACUUCGCUCAAAUGUGCCACGUAUAGCCUGAAACUGAGGCUGGAGUUCUUUAUUCUUAAUCAACUAAAGGAACUUGUUGCGCCCCCACGGCAACGUAGCACGCUGAGCUUUUUGGUCCCGCAGAGUAUUACCAACAGCAAGACUGAAAGCACAACAGAAGGCACAACAGAAGGCACAACAGAAGGCACAACAGAAGGCACAACAGAAGGCACAACAGAAGGCAAUCUUUCAUCCAAGUGUCGAUGA